CUCAAUUUCUUGUAAAAUAGAUCGCGGCUGUAAUUUACAACUUAUUUAGAUCAGAGAGGAUGGCAUCAGCUUUUUUCUUUCAAGGGAAAAAUAACUUUUGCCUUCAUUAAAUGGAAUGAAAGUUAGAAUUUUUGAGAACUUUCUGUAAUUGUGUUCACAAUGGAAUCAAGCAUGUUCCAAGGAAUUUCGGGCACAUACCGAAACAUAAACUUUAUGUUUAAUGAAAAAUGUGUUUUUAUCACUGGAGCAACAGGAUUCUUAGGCAAGGUUCUCUUAGAAAAGUUAAUUCGGUCAUGCCCGACUCUUUCCAAAGUGCUUGUUCUGAUACGGCGCAAUGAAAAGUAUACAUCCGAAGAACGACUUCAAAAGUUGUUUGAAAGUAAUGUGUUUGACCGAAUCAAAAGCGAAUGUCCUGAUAUCGUGAAUAAAGUUCAUGCCAUAGACGGAGAUGUAACGGAGGUAGAUUUUGCGCUGAAUGCAGAGGAUAAAAAUACACUGCUUUCUGAUGUCCAUUAUGUGUUUCAUUGUGCUGCUAGUGUUCGUUUUGAAAAUAAUUCAAGGAACACUUUGAAGAUAAACUUCCUUGGUGUAAAGAAUAUGCUAAAUCUUUGCCACGAAAUGAAAAACCUUUCGGCUGUUAUCCAUGUGUCUACCGCAUAUAGCUUCUGCAACCAAGGAGUUAUUAGUGAACAAUUAUAUGACGAGGAAAUCAAAGUUUGUGAUCUUGAGAAAACAAUAGAGGAAUUUGACGAUAAAUCAUUGGACAUGGCAUGUCAGAAAAUGGCCAAAUCUCGGCCUUCUUUGUAUCAGUAUUCCAAAGCAAUGGCUGAAAUUUAUAUUGCUAAAAAUUGCGGAGAAUUGCCUGUGGUUAUAGUUCGUCCAUCAAUAAUAACAGCUGCGGCAAAAGAACCUUUUCCAGGUUGGAUUGACAAUUAUAAUGGACCAAGCGGAUUCAUUGCUUUGAGUAGCAAAGGCUUAAUAAAAACGCUUCAAGUGAACCCCACUGUUAACGCUGAUUGGGUUCCAGUUGAUCACGUGGCAAACACAUUGAUUGUUGCAGCCUAUCACAAAGCCAUGGUGGACCAAUAUCCAAAAGCAUUCUUGUUGCCGCUGUUUAAGAAAUCAGACGUGCCCAUCGUUAACUGUGUUUGUCCUCAUGCAAAUGCGAUCAAGUGGUCAAGCGUGGUACAAAUUUGUAUCCCUCUUCUUCGUAAGUAUCCCAGUAUGCAUGUCUAUAGAGUACCAGGAGGUGUUGUAACGUCAAGUAAAUGCCUGCAUGUUCUGUGCAGGUAUUUCUAUCAUUAUUUACCUGCAGCCAUAUUGGACGCAGCAGUUUUUCUGAUGUGGAAAGAAAGACGAUUUGUCAGAAACUACCAACGUAUUCAUAAAGUUUUGAACUUCUUGCAACACUACACCAUGAAUGAAUUUAGGUUCAAAACUGGAAAUAUGAGCAUACUCAUCGAAAGUGUUCACGACACUGAUAGAAGUACUUUUCCUAUUGAUCAAAAUCUUCUGAACUGGAGGCAAUAUUUGGAAGAUUAUGUUCUAGGCGUAAGACGCUUUUUCCUAAAAGAAGAUGAUAGUUCUUUGCUUCAAGCACAGAAGAGACUUGCAAGAGUGCAGAUGUUGGAGUUUUGGGGCAAAGUGACGCCUGUGGCCCUUAUUUUGUUGCUGGUUCUGAAGAGACGAAAUGGAAUUCCAAUUUCUCUCGCCUUAGCCAAGUUUGGAGCAAUCAUUUGGAAACCAUUUGAUAAAAUUAGUUGGAGAGUCUAAGCGUUUGUCUAAUCAUUUUGUGUUCAAUAUUCUAAUGAGUUUUUAAAUUAACUAUUUAUUGAAAUAGAUUGUAGUUCUUAAAUUUUAAAAUAUGAUAUAAGUUAUGUUUUUAGCCUGUAUGUUUAUGAAAUUAAAGUACUUUACUAUUGCUUCA
This is a messenger RNA of Parasteatoda tepidariorum (common house spider), 1927 nucleotides long. RefSeq names its product fatty acyl-CoA reductase 1. Gene Ontology annotation, molecular function: alcohol-forming very long-chain fatty acyl-CoA reductase (NADP+) activity. Gene Ontology annotation, biological process: long-chain fatty-acyl-CoA metabolic process. The record is from RefSeq and is a predicted model, not a curated record. Lineage: Eukaryota; Metazoa; Arthropoda; Arachnida; Araneae; Theridiidae. Gene Ontology annotation, cellular component: peroxisome.